CAUAUUAACGUGCGUCGCCAAUCUUUAAAUUGCCAGUUCGAUGAUUUGAGGCGGUCGCAGUGGUUGUUGCGCUUUGCAAUGACGAUAAAAUCAUUCAACCUGGUGGUAAAAACUCCCAAAUGGGGCAUUCGUCACCUGCAGGUGCUGUUCCUCUUCGCAUGCGCCACCUUGACCGUGGCCCAACGAUUCAACAUGAGCGUGGCCAUUGUGGCCUUCACAAAUGCCAACAGCAGCAACCCAAAUUAUCCAGAAUAUCGGCUGACGGAGCAGCAGAAGUCGUACACCAUUAGUAGCCCCUUUUGGGGCUCAUGCUGCACCCAAAUGAUGAGUGGCUAUCUCUCGAGUCGCUUUGGAGCCAAGAUGCUGCUGCUGGCCAUCAUGUUCCUGACCGCUCUACUCAGCAUCGCCACGCCCUUCGCCUUGGCCUGGGGCGGCUGGCAGCUGCUCUUCUGCGUCCGUUUCGUCCAGGGACUCGUCAUGGGAGGUAUGUGGCCCUGCCUGUACACCCAUCUGGCCAAGUGGUGCCCCAAGAAGGAGGCAAAUCGCUUGGGCGGCGUCAUGACGACGGGCUUGGAUUGCGGCACCAUAAUUGGAUUCGCUUUGAGUGGCGUUUUGUCUGCUUCGCCGCUUGGUUGGCCCAGCACCUUCUAUGUGCCAGGUUACUUGGGAAUUGUGUGGUGCCUUCUAUUUAUGCGUUACGGUGCCAACAGCCCUUCUGAGUGCAGAUUUAUUUCACUGGCGGAACGCAAACACAUUCAACUGGCAAUGGAGCAGACUCAGGUGAAUCGGGGAGAGACUCCUCCAGUGCCCUGGCUCAAAAUCCUCACCUCACGUCCCUUUAUCGUAUUGGCUUUCUGUAAGAUGAGUCAGGCAUGCAGCUUCUACACGCUGAUGCAACAGAUUCCGCGCUACAUCCAUGGCAUUUUCCACUACAGUAUUGCGGUUAAUGCCCUGCUCUCCGCUCUGCCCUUCGUCGUCAUGCUAAUGUCGUCCUACGGGUUUAUCUUCCUGGCUGAAUAUUUGACCCGAUGUCGGGACAUUUCGUUGCCCAUCCUGCGCAAGACCAUCAAUUCAUUUGCCACCUGGACUCCGGCCGUAGCCCUUGUUACUCUAUCCUACGUCAGCGAGAAGAAUGUUGUGGGCAGCAUGUGCUGUCUGGUCGCAGCAACAGCCGCCAUUUCCGGACAGGCUAUUGGUAGCUCCCUCAACCACGUGGACUUGUCGCCAAACUUUGCCGGACUGCUCUUUGGGAUUAGCAACACCUUGAUGUCUGCGGCUGGGGUGAUAUCACCCAUCAUUAUUGGACUGACGGUCACCAAUGAGUCGGAUCGCACGCAAUGGCGUAUUGUUUUCCUUGGCAUCUCUGCGGUUCUAUUCCUAGGCAACUUGUUCUAUGUGAUCUUCGGUCGGAUGACUGUCCAGUCAUGGAAUGAUCCCGUGUCCAAAGACACCGCAACUGAAGCAUCACAAAAAACAACAGCCACAAUUUCCACAGCAACCGAUGAACCGCUAUUUGUUGAAAAGUUUAACUAUUUGUAA
Molecule: messenger RNA, 1539 nt
Organism: Drosophila takahashii
Lineage: Eukaryota; Metazoa; Arthropoda; Insecta; Diptera; Drosophilidae
Product: putative inorganic phosphate cotransporter
Biological process (GO): transmembrane transport; monoatomic anion transport
Cellular component (GO): membrane
Molecular function (GO): transmembrane transporter activity
Source: RefSeq, a predicted model, not a curated record